AUGGUAAACAUGGCUCCCAAAGGUGGCGGCGGAAGAAGCAGCAGCAGCAGUAGCGGCGCCAAACCCGCGCCAGCCCCCAAACCUGCCCCCGCACCCGCACCCGCACCAGCCCCCGCGCCAGCUGCUGGCGGAGGCAGCAGUAGCAGCGGGACCGGCACCGCCAUCGGUGCGGGUCUCGGCGGCGCCGCGCUCGGCGCUGCGGGCGGAUACAUGCUUGGCUCGCACAUGAACGGCGGCAGCGGAGACGGUGCAGGGGGUGGAGGGGGUGGGAACGGGGGCGGGAACGGGAACUAUACGGCGGCGGCGACGAGCCCGGAGCAUCAGAAGUCGGGUGCUGUGAGGGCGCUGGGGGGUGGGGGGGGGGUGGUGGAGGUUGUGAGGGGGGUGGAAGGGGAGAAGAAGGAGGUGGUGGAGGUGGAGGUGGAGGUGGAGGUGAUGGGGGAUAUGGAGUUGCAGAGGGCCGUUUUGGAGGAGAUGGUGCGUGAUGGCGAGAAGAGGAUUGAGGGUCGAGAUGGCGAGGUUGCAUGGGAUACGGAUAAUGGCGCGGGGAUGGAGUCGAAGUUGCGGUUGUUGAGAACGUAUCUCGCUGCUGGCGGCGUUAAAGAUUGGUGUUCCAACUGCAGCUCAGGCAGGAGAGAUGCUUUUUUCUUCUUUCUCUGCGAUUGCUGGUUCUUCUUUGUGUUUUAUGUCUGUUUUGGCUGGCAAUUGCGCCGACUACGUACAUGUGUUCUGGUGGAUGUACUUUAG
Morchella importuna is the source of this 747-nucleotide messenger RNA. RefSeq lists its product as uncharacterized. Bases 1 to 747 code for a protein of 248 amino acids. The transcript is spliced from 5 exons. NCBI's taxonomy places the organism in Eukaryota, Fungi, Ascomycota, Pezizomycetes, Pezizales, Morchellaceae. The record is from RefSeq and is a predicted model, not a curated record.